CAGAACAAAGGACGACCAGGUAUACGACUAUCGUGAAUUCUUACCGCACGCCGACUACGGGAACAUCUUGAUCACGACACGUCUUUAGCGGCUGCAGCUACUAAAGGCCAGCCUUUAUUUAGAUGUCGCCGACGAUCAGCUAGCGAAAGAGAUAGUCGAGACACGUGCGGAUAAAGCGGUCACGAGUACGUCGAGCAAUUGCUACCUAAGCUCGGCGGUCUCCCGCUUGCCCUCGCCUAAGUAGGGGCCUAUCUAGGCACGACCGGGAUGAAAGUCGGAAAAGACCUCGGACUACGGUUAGCUGUAUAUACGAAGGUGAUCGGGGCGCGAGUAGCAAUUUAUCGAUUGGAUGAAGCGGAACAAGCUCUAGAGUGUUAUCGGAUAGCCUACUUUCUAUCAGAUUGGGAAAAGUCUCAAGAGGUCGAGAACCUGUACAUACGGGCGCUGCGCGGGAAGGAGAAG
Molecule: messenger RNA, 462 nt
Organism: Dissoconium aciculare CBS 342.82
Lineage: Eukaryota; Fungi; Ascomycota; Dothideomycetes; Mycosphaerellales; Dissoconiaceae
Exons: 4
Source: RefSeq, a predicted model, not a curated record